AUCAGAUGUACAAGACACGAUGACUGAACCAAUGGCUGCUUUCAUGCUUCUCAGUACACUGUCUGUGAUUCAAGCUGCAGACGUUCCUCCUUCCAUCUCUUCUACUGUGGUUAAAUUCGGUGACAGCGCCAGUUUCUACUGUCAGGCUUCAGAUAAAGACAGAUUUAUUUACUGGUAUAAACAGCCUCUUGGACAUAUGAUACGAACUGUCGCUGCAGGACUUUAUGGCAAAAUCACAGCCAGUGAAGAUUUUAAAGACCCACGUUUCAGUGUCACAAAAAAGGACACACAGAUUGUUUUCACCAUCAGAAACAUCAAGAAAGACGAUGAAGCCAUGUACUUCUGUCAGAAUGGAUCUUUAGUUGGACUGAGUUUCCUUAACGGAACAUUCUUAGCAGUGAACGAUUCGGAGGGGUCGAUCCUUAUCACACAACAUCUGCAGACCAGCUCCAUCAGGCCUGGAGGUUCAGGGAGUCUCCGAUGUUUGAUGCUGUCCCAGUCCAAAGAAAACACAGUCCAGUGUCCAGGUGAACACAAUGUGCACUGGUUCAGAACCGAAUCCCAGAAAUUUCAUCCAGGUGUCAUUUGCACUCACAAAAACAAGAGCAAAGAACGAGAAAAGAGGAGCUGCAUGUACCAUCUGUCUAAAACCACACAGGACUCACCUGAUUCUGACAGUUACUACUGCGCUGUGGCCAAAUGUGGACAGAUCCUGUUUGGUGGAGGAACUGAAGUGGAGACAGCCCUGGUUCAACCUACAGACCCACCUCUUCUGAUCUCUUCUGCUGUGGUUAAACUUGGUGACACUGUGACUCUGUACUGUGCUGCUUCUGACACAGAGACGUAUUUUUACUGGUAUAAACAGACUCUUGGACGCAUGAUCCAAACGGUGGCUGAAGGAUUUUAUAGUCAAGUAAAACUUGGUGAGGAAUUCAACAACUCACGUUUCAAUGUCACUAAAAACAAUGUUGAGUAUGUUUUCACCAUCAGAAGAAUAAGCAGAGAGGAUGAGGCACUGUAUUUCUGUCAGAGUGGGUCUUCAUUUGGACUGGGUUUCGUUAACAGUACAUUUGUAACUGUUAAAGAUCAACAAAAUCAGCACAAAUCUGUCUACGUGGAACAAAACCUAAGAGAAGCUUCAGUGCAACUUGGAGAUCCAGUCACACUCCAGUGUUCAUUUCACUCUGAGGAUGCAAUCCAGUGUCCAGGCGAACACAAUGUGCACUGGUUCAGAGCCGGAUCAGGAGAAUCAAACCCAGGAAUCAUUAACACUCACACCACCAGGACUGAAGAAAAAAACAAAAGAAAAUGCAUCUACGGUCUGUCUAAAACCGUACAGGACUCGUCUGAUUCUGGGACUUACUACUGUGCUGUGGCCACAAAUGGACAGAUCCUGUUUGGUGAAGGAACUAAAGUGGAGAUAAGUACAUCUUUAGAACUGAAAACAGGACUCGACAUGGUUCCUGUACUGGGUGUGGUGUCAGCCUGCUGUGCGGUGAUGGUCGCUGUCCUUAUUUUAUAUCCAAGGAAAGGGUGUAAAGAAGCCAAAGGACAGACCAGUGCUGCUCAUCAUCAUGGAUGCAACCAGACAAAAAAUUGGAAUGGUGAACUUAGGGCCGCAAGCUACAUGGCGUUGGAGCUUCUCACAACAACAGAAAUAUGGGAUGUAAAGCAGAGAGAACAUGCGUCUGUGUAUUCAGUGGCUGUUUAUUACACAGAGUGAACGACUUCAACAUUAGCAGCAGAUUUCAAAUAUAAUUCUACAGGUCAAGACAGUAGUAGGUUUCCAUAAUGACGGUAAAGUAACAAAAAGUAAGUGUGGAUUUGUGGACUGCAUGUUUAUCAGUAAAACCAUAACAGUUAUUACCUCAGUGUAUUACACACACACACACACACACCUGAACACACACACACACACACACACAAAGUGAAUAAAUUACAACUGAGUGUGUCAUAUCUAUAGAUGUAGUGGACUUAUAUAAUGUAUUAUCUGUAUGUUAAUGUAUAUAUUGGAUGUAGAGGUGUAGUUUUCACCACAUACUUGUUAAAUAAAUAAAGGAACCUUGUGAUCACUGUGUUUAAUAUUAAAAGAUGUUUUUCUGAAAUAAUGCUUUACUUAAAGUCAUAAUUAUGUCAGUGUAUUUACAUUUGUCUUUGUCAUUAUGUGUUUAAUUUUCUAUUCAUGGUGUGUUUUAAUAAGCAACAGCUACUCGUACAUGAAGCUUGAGAUCUUCACUAUUUUAUCUCUUUAUGCAAAAAAAAAAAAAAAAAAA
Sphaeramia orbicularis (orbiculate cardinalfish) is the source of this 2273-nucleotide messenger RNA. RefSeq lists its product as uncharacterized. The transcript is spliced from 8 exons. NCBI's taxonomy places the organism in Eukaryota, Metazoa, Chordata, Actinopteri, Kurtiformes, Apogonidae. The record is from RefSeq and is a predicted model, not a curated record. Gene Ontology annotation, biological process: response to bacterium. Bases 20 to 1723 code for a protein of 567 amino acids.